ACGAAAUUAUUUGUGAAAAAAAUUUGUUUCUUAAUCUUUCAUUGUUAUCAAUAUAAUAUUGUAUUAAUAAAUCGCUACCGAGCGAUUUUUUUAUUUUCCAUAAAUAUUUUUUUCUUCGUUCGUUUUUAAUCGUGUUAAAGUUAUCGACGUUGGAUUUUUUGUUUCUCUCUAUUCAUCUUUAUCUUUCUUAUUUGUUCCUUAACAUCGUGUACUCUCUUCAUAAACGAGAGAAGGAUAGAGAGAAGUAGAAAGAGAGAGACACAGAGAGAGAGAGAGAGAGAAAGAGAGAGAGAGAGAUAGAUAGAGAGCAAGGACUUACAUAUACGUACCUACAUGUUACAUACACGUGUAGUGUCCGUUAAUUCGGUUAUCAUCGAUCGUCUUUGGCGAGAGGAUAAACGUGCCCAAGUGUCGGGCUUCUCGCGAAUUGCAAACGUGUGCUACGCGAUUACACAGUGACAAUGUUCUUUAACAAUCGUCAGACUCGAACGUCAGAGCAAAUGAUAUAUCAUCGUCAUUUAUAAAUUCUCUUUCUCUUUUUCUCUCUAUAAUAAUUUCCGUAUGAAAUUAUAUUUUCUUGAUAUAAAAAAGAAAAAAAAAAAAGAAAAGAGAAAAAAGAAAGAAGCAAUAAAAGAAAGAAGGAUAAAAAAGAUAUAAAAUAAAAAUUAGUAUCCAACUUGUCAACGAACGCGUGUCGUUAAUUGAUCAUUUUUCAAAAAGAGGGUUGAAAGUAUUCCCGGACGCAGCUGGCUUGACUUUUGAAUUCUUCAUUCUUGUCUGAAGACAAAGGAAAGUCGGUGUCACAUUCAUGUCAAUGGUGUUUCUUUUUGUGUGUCGUUACAACAACAACAACAACAACAACAACAACAACAACAACAACAACAACAACAACGAUAACAACGAUCGACCAUCAAUAAUAAUAAUAAUGUCGACAACGACGACGACGACGACGACGUGAUCACGUGCUAAACGAUCGUACGCGUGUGCCUCUGUGUGUGUGUAGUGUGUCAUAAAUGUUUCAUAGACACCCCUCGUGGUGCGGAUAAUAUCACGAUAUAUACUUCGUUCGGAGAAUCGGAGAAUCAAAGCUGGAUCUCGAGGAUCUCGACGAUAUGUUCCCGGAAAUCCAGCAACUGCCGUGAAAAAGUGAGCCACGUGAUAUAAAGAGUAACAACGGCUGGGAAAAUGGCAGACAGACCGAAAAGUCGAUACCUGACUUUCAGCAUACUUCAUAUCAUCACGUUAAUGUGCCAAGCGCUAUCAGAGCCGCCGAUGUUUGCCGAACCAAUACCAAACGUCACCGUAGCACUUGGAAGGGAUGUCAGUCUACCUUGCGUUGUCGAAAACCUCGGUACAUACAAGGUCGCAUGGGUCCACGUCGGUAGACAAAUGCUAUUGACGAUUCACAAGCACGUUGUCGUAAAAAUACCAAGGUUCUCCGUGUCGCACGACAAUCAAAAAACGUGGCUAUUGCACAUCAAUGGAGUGCAACAGGACGAUAGAGGAUACUACAUGUGCCAAGUGAAUACUAAUCCUAUGAUGAGUCAAGUAGGAUUUCUACAAGUCGUUGUUCCACCAAACAUAUUGGACUCUUUAUCAACGGAGAGUACGGUCGCCGUACGAGAACAUCAGAACAUCACGUUGACGUGUAAAGCAGACGGAUAUCCAAUGCCAAAAUUAAUGUGGAAACGUGAAGACGGUCAAGGAAUAAACAUCAAUCGGCACAAAAAAGUACCCAAGUAUGAUGGCGAGCAAUUAAAUUUGACGAGGAUUACACGCAAUGAAAUGGGAUCAUAUCUAUGUAUCGCAACCAAUGGCGUCCCACCAACGGUUAGCAAAAGGAUCACUGUUGAUGUUGAAUUCUCACCAAUGAUCUUCGUACCAAAUCAAUUGGUCGGAGCACCAGCUGGUACCAACGUGACGAUCGAUUGUCACACCGAAGCCUAUCCUCGUGCAAUGAGCUAUUGGUUCCUAGGGGAUGAAAUGAUACUCACGAAUGAGAAAUACACAACUAGUAUAAUGGAAAAUAGCUACAGGGCUUAUAUGAAAUUGCACAUAAGGAAUCUUCAAGCUGGUGACUUUGGAAAUUAUCGAUGCAUCAGUAAAAAUUCAUUGGGCGAGACAGAAGGUUCUAUAAGACUCUAUGAAAUCCCAAAACCUUCGGCGCCACCCAAGGCAACGGAAAUCAAGAGCAGCGCCAACAAAGAAGGACGAGCGAGCACACCUCCACCAGCAAAAAGGCCGACCACCGUGUGGCCAUCCUCUUACAACCCGUAUUCUCCGAAAAGGACGGAAAGACCAUCGCCACCGAGCGAAGAGAGGGUCGACAGGCCUGAACAGAAACUACGUGGUGGUUACAGUACAGGAAGUGCAUACAUCAUCAGAUGGAGUGCACCGCAGUUGAUGAUCGUUGCGGUACAAUACAUACUCACUGGACCAUACAUGCCACCGUACGUACCACAAACGGCGAAUUAAGAACUAAUAAUACAUCUUCGAUCGGGAGAAGAGAAACGUACAGAGGGAAUGAAAAUGAAGAGGAGAAGUAAAAGGAGGAGGAGGAGGAGGAGGAGGAGGAGAUGGAGGAUGAAAAGGGAGAAUUGGAGGAAGGAAGGAAGGAAGGGACCGAUUUCCGUAGCCGAAUUAGUUCGUUACCCAAACGCAAUUCGGCAAUGCUCAAAUCGAUCGGCAAUUCAAUUUCGAAUCGGUGAACUUUAAACAUUAAGUCGAUUAAACAUCGAAUUACCUGUAAUUCGCGAAUUGACCCACGAGUUUGAUUACAACCAUCCAGGAACAGUGGUGGCCGAAUUACCACAAAACGAUAAUUAUGUAUGAAAGCGCGUCCGUACUUCCUGAUUACAUUGGCUUGUUAUACCUACACCGAGGCUAUAGUAUAGCAUACUACGCAUUCGUAUAAAUUGCAAGGUAAAUUAGAACGAAAUUAGUAGCUCGCGUUCCUCGCUAUCACACAGAUGCUAGAUUAUGAAACAAACCGAUAUCGAAAUGAUAUCGAAAAAUUUUUCCAAUCUAAAUCUAUAUAUAUAUCACUGCCAUGGGUAUUAUUGCCAUAGGCAUCCACUGCCAUGGGCAUCACUGCCAAUCAACAUUCCCUCUUUUUUUCUUUUUCCUUUUUUUUUUUUCUUUUUUCUUCAUUCAUCAAUUUCAUUGAUAACAUGAAUAAUAUUAAUUCUUGUUGAGAUUAAUUGUUCGUCCUUUUACGUCGUCCAUACGAGAAAUAAUUUGAUUCGAUGAGAAAUGUUCGCAAGAAAAAUCGAAAAUAAACAAAAACAGGAUAAAGAAAAGAAUAGAUAGGAGAAAGAAAUGAAAAAGAAAAAGAAUAAAAAAAAAAAAGAAAAGAAAAAAGAAAAAAGAAAAUUCAUUAUUUUAGGAAGUACGCAUCGAAAUCUAAUUGCGUUAGAAAUGGAUCAAUACGGGACGAUGAAUCCAAAAGGUUAAUUUGAAAUUUCCCUUGUUAUAUCUACAUAUAAUGUCGCCCCAGAGAUAUAUUAGUGGAAUAUUAAUCGGCAUCAUUAGUUGCACGACAAAUUGCUCUAUCGUCGGACCAACGAAAUGGGACAAGAACGCAACGAAUGGAUUUACGGUGAAGCUCUAUCCCGUCGAAAUAUAUAUAUACUUAUACAUACCUAUGUGUAUAUGUAUAUGUAUAUAUAUAUAUAUAUAUAUAUAUAUAUAUAUAUAUAACUUCAAAUAAACUCGGCGAUGUCGAAAAGCGUGUCAUCGAUCGAUUCGAAGCGAUUUUGCAAUGGUUUAAUGGGACGGUCGUGCUCACGUGACAUUUAUUAAACCACAUUUUGGGAUUGCAGACGUCCAUCGAACGUAAGCAUAACCGAGAGUCGUGGAACGUCGUAGAACUAGCUUUGAUGUGGGAACAGUGUGAUGUACAAAGCUCGAUUAAUUUUACCAAUUUAAUUGAAAUUCGAACGUUAGAUCUUCCAUUAAUAGAUCCGAUCAAGAUGACGUUUUAAGUCUUUAUCGUUCGAUUAAAGAACAAUGUUGCGUUUAUAUUUAUUAUAAUUUCUAUUAUAUAGUUACGAGAUUCCUUUCUUUCGUUGUCAUUGUUAUUGUUUCUCUUUUUGUUUCUUUUUUUUUCCUUGACUUUUUUUUCUUCGUAUACCUCAUUCCGUGAUACCAAUACAGUCAUAUUGGAUUUACGAUAAAACAACAAAUGACGUGCGAAAUCGUGUUAGAGUUGUAAAACGUUAUGUUGAAAAGGACAAUUUUGUUAACAACAAAAACGAGGAGACAAUGGGAACAAAACUUUCUCUUUUUCUUUUUUUCUAUUUUCUUGUUUGUCUGUUUCUUCGUUCUUUUUCCUUCUUUUUUCUUUCACGAAGCAGCAUAAUCUAUUUCGAUCUAACACGCGGGGAUUCUGUGGAUUAAAAAUCCAACAGGGCGGUGCUAACUAUCACAUAUUCUAAAACUGCACGGAAACGAAUCGGAAAAUCGCGCGUUUAUUUUUCUGUUUUUUUCUUCUUUUUCUUUUUUUCUUUUUUUAUUAUUAUUAUUAUCUUGACAUAGAUACUACGUGAAAUUUGUAUGCAAGCUUUCGCGAUAAUAUUCACUGGCGCGCGCAUGAAAUAUAUACGGACACACAUAUACACACACACACACAUACACACAAACACAAAUAUAUAUAUAUUCGAAAAAUAUGUUCAGUUGAAUGAAAAACUUUUUAUAUAUGUCGAUUUUCAUUGUACAUCGAGAAGCGAUAACGUAUCAUGGCGGCAAUCAAUGUGAAAAAAUUUUCCAAGUUCAAAAGUACGUGUAUUCUUGAUACUUUUUUUUCUGUUUCCUUUUUCGUUUUUCUUUCUCUCUCUCUCUCUCUCUCUCUCUCUCUCUCUCUCUCUCUCUCUCUCUCUCUCUCUCUCUCUCUCUCUCUUUCUCUUUCUCUCUCAGAAUCAUUCGAUGCAAAUUUAAACGAGAGGCAAUAGAAAACGAGAUCUUCGGGAAUAAAAGUAUUGAAAAGUAUCGUAGAAAAAUCGUUCCUAAUUUUCGAACGAUCUGUCGAAUGACUAAGAUUUUCUGUAAAGCAGCUUUCCUCACUUGCAAUUUUUGCUUCGCACGAAAACGUACUUGGAUAUUAUCGGCUAAGCCUAGCUUAACUCAAGCAAUUUCAUUUUAUCCGCAAUACAAUAUUAACAAUAGCAAUAGCAACAGUAAUAGAAGUAGCAACAAUAGGAGCAGCAACAGGAUCGAUCAUUCCUAAAUCUUAGAUCGUUAAAAUCUGUCCGUAUCAUUGAACGGUAUUAAAUAAAUACGAUGUUAAUAGAUAAACAAUGAAGAUAAACUAAAAUCAAGAGAAAACUGAUAAAGAGAUAGAUAAAUAUGAUAACGAAUGAUUAUAAAUAUCAUAACGAAAUAUUAGUCGGUAAUUAAUAAAAAAAAAAAAAAAAAAAAGAAAAAAAAGAAAAAAAAAGAAAACAAGAAUCAGGAGGAAAAAGGAAAAAAGAAAAGGAAAAGAAAGAGAGGAGAGAAGAAAAGCAAAACAUUAAAAUAUAACUUGACCGUCGUUCAAUAAAGUGAAACGUAGCAUAUAUUUAUAAUUUACAUGAGUUGACCUCGAUGUUGGAUCUUAAAAUUGCGAUGGAACAUCCAAGAGGGUUGUGUCUUCGACGUAAAAGAAGAGAGAGAGAUAGAGAGAGAAAGAGACAAAGAGACAGAGAGAAAAAGAGAGAGAGAAAGGGGAAAUGUGAUUAAUGCUAUGUCACGCGCGAACCUUCUCCGUAGUCGCGUAUAAUAUUCCGUGCUUGAACGAUAUCGCCUGGCCGGCACGUUCGCGAUAAAACGAAAGCGAAUAUUUAUUUCUACGAAUUCAAUUAUUUCCCUAUAGAGCAAGUAUAGCUAUCUGAAUGUGUUUUGUAUAUGUGUAUACAUACGUACAUACAUAUAUACAUACUAUAUAUAUGUAAGAGAGAGAAAAAGAGAGAGAGAGAGUGAGAGAGAGAGAGAGAGAGAGAGAGAGAGAGAGAGAGAGAGAUAAACGGAGUUAAAUCGACCAUCCCAGCUUUCCGGUUCGGUCCAGCCAACUGAGAGUUUAUUCUCGCACGGGCCACUUCGUCGUUUUCCAUUCGUGAAUCGAUAAAAAAGGGUGGGGAGUACAUAGUUAUCUGUGUGUUUCGUUAAAUUUAAAACCACCAUACUAUUUCUUUUCUUCUUCUCUUUCUUUCUAACAUAACUAGUUAUAGUACCUCUCUCUCUUUUUCUCUCUCAUUUUCUCUCUCUCUAAAUAUAUAUAUAUAUAUAUAUAUAUAUAUAUAUAUAUAUAUAUAUACAUAUAUAUGUUAUAUCAUAACAACUUUCCGUAAACGAAUUCCGCAAGAAAUUUUUAUCCUCCCCCUCUCCCUCGGCCCCCAGUUUGAGAAAAGCCACCUCUCUUUUAAUCCACCUUAGGCGAACGUUGAACACAACUUGAAAUUCUUCGUAGGAGUUUUUCUAUUUUUCUUUUUUUUUUUCUUUCUUUUUUUUUCUUUUCUUUUUUUUUCCUUGAAUCCACCUAAACCAACCGCCGUCUUAAAAAAAAAAAAACGAAAAAAGAAAAAGAGAAAAAAAAAAGGAAGCAUUCGGAGUUUCGGGUUUUCUUCUGCUUCGGCUGGUCAUGCAACGUUCUUAAGGAUAGAAAGAAAGAGAAGGAAACUGGUAUGAAAAGUUUCGAUCGCACAAAGAGGGCUUCGAUAAAGUAUCAUUCGGCCGGAAAGUCUCCGGCAGAAAGUUACCAAUCUAUGGGAGAGAUUGAAAAGUUCCCUUUUAUGUCGCCCGUCGAAAUACGAAACUUUCUGUAACACGUACAAUGUAUAUAUAUAUAUAUAGGAAUAUAUAUAUAUACAUGUAUGUAUGUACAUAUAUAUACAUAAUAGAAUAACACAGACACGUAAAGAACUACACGGAAACAAUGAAAGAAUCGCAAAGUUUACGAAUAAUGGGGGAAAAAUGAAAAAUCGGCCGAUCUUUUUUUUUGCAUCGACAUUUUUCAUUUUAUCGUUUAUUUCUUUUCUUUUUAUUCUUUUUUUUUUAUCCCUCCUCCCCUAUACCUCCCAAGUAAUUAUCCAUUUUAGAGAUUUUAUUGAAAAAAAAAGAAAAAAGGGAAAAGAGAGAAGGAAAAGAAAGAAACCCUUUUUAUCCAAUAGUACUUUUAAAACUGUUCGUAUUAAUGUUCUCGAUAAAUAAAACAUUAGAUACGAUAGAUUUCGUUCAGGUAAACAGCAUAUUAAUAGUCUUGAUUACAUGAUGACUCGCGGAAUACAAGUAUCGAUAUCCAAUCGAGUAUUCGAUCAAAAGUUUACACGAGGCCAACAUCAAAACCAAUUACGCGAACUACCUUUACGUUCAAGUACAUAAAUUAGUUAGUAACAAGUUUGUUGACCGUUCUCAACUUCGUAUACGAAAAAGCAAUUAAAAAAGUAUGAAAACAGUUUUGUCUUUUUCGCUUCUAUUCGGUAUCAUUUUGCAGAUUGAACGAACGUAAUCGAGAGAGAAACACGAACGCAAUUACAGAGAAACCACCUCUCUGACCUAUAAAUUGUUCGAUUCGAUAUGUACCAAUAGCUUAAAGGAGAAACAAAAUAUAGAUAUAUCUGUUUCGAAAAAAAAACAAAAACAAAAAAAGAAAAAAGAAAAAAAAAGGAAGAAAUAAAUAAAAGAAACGAAAGGAAAAAAGAAAACAAACAAAAAUCAAAAUAAAACGAAACAAGAUAGCCGAGUAACAAAAUCUACAUUUUAUUCUUCAUAUAUCUCGAUUAAAAUAAUUCCAAUGGAAAACAACGUUCGAACAACUAUAUCGAUCUAUAUCAGUUUUUUCCUUCUAUGACUUAACUUUUUCAAUUUGUAAAAUAUUUUCCUUUUUCGACUAUAGAAAAUUCAUCUCUAUCUACUACUAAUUUCUGUACUUUCGUAUAUUUGUACAUAUGUAUGUAUAUGUGUAUAUAUAUAUAUAUAUGUGUGUGUGUGUGUGUGUGUGUGUGUGUGUGUGUG
Vespa crabro (European hornet) is the source of this 7986-nucleotide messenger RNA. Its product is annotated as lachesin-like. Gene Ontology annotation, cellular component: neuron projection. Lineage: Eukaryota; Metazoa; Arthropoda; Insecta; Hymenoptera; Vespidae. The transcript has 11 exons. The record is from RefSeq and is a predicted model, not a curated record. Bases 1186 to 2475 code for a protein of 429 amino acids.